CCCUCGCGCGCACGCCUCCAACUGGCCGCCCGGCUGGCCAUGAAUAAGCGCAACGCAGUGGCAGCGGCGAACGGCGGCCAGGAAAUCGGCUCCCCAACUUCAGAUGACGCCAGUGGAUCUGCAAGUUUUAACCUGCCCGCCGCCAACGACCGUCUGCGCAAUCCAUUCGCAGAUGACGAAGAGGACGAGGAUGGAGCCGGCAGCGGGUCUGGCAGCGAUGAUGGGGAGGCAGAGAACGUGGAGGGUGGCGGCGAUGGCGUGGGCGGCAGCGCUUGGAAUCGCGGCUCAUGGUGGCGCGGUGUUGUGCGCAGCGCCCAGCGCGGCGGUCGGGGCAAGGACGCCGGCGUUGGUGGAGAGCGCGGAAGCCGCAGUGGCGGCAACAGCAAUGGCAAGGAGACCGAACGGUUUGGUGACGGGCGUGACGACAGCGACGAAUCGGAUGGUCCCGGCGACGAAGAAGACGAGGUUGACGACGAGAUCGAGGACGAGGAGUUUGGCGACUUUGCCAUGCCCGAGGUCGUCGAAGGUGGGCAUGUUCCUGCUGUGCCCACUCCUCCCACAUCCGGGUCUAGCGACUUGGUCUCCGGCAUCGAUCCCGCACGCGAGAGAAUCCUCGUCAAGCCGCUACCGGUGCACCCGAACUCGCUCAAGAGCAGCGUCAGCCCCUUUGGCAGCCUGUGGCCCUUCUCGUCACAGGGCUUUGGCCUCAAGGACAAGAAGGACGAGACCGAGGCAGUCUCGGGCGACAGCGCAAAAGACGGCGUCCUUGCUGCCCCGACUGCAAACGACGCGGCUGCCGUGGACAAGAUCACGGAAGAGCCGGUCGAGCUGGGAGCCGACGAGGGCGUCGUCGACGAAGACGGCAAGAAGAUCGACCGCGCCAUCGAGGCCAAGCGGAGGACCAGCAUCGAGGAUCCCGACGACGACGACGAUGACCAGGUCGAUGUCGGGGAGGAGAUCAUCGUG
Messenger RNA from Lasiosphaeria miniovina, 966 nucleotides. RefSeq lists its product as uncharacterized. The record is from RefSeq and is a predicted model, not a curated record. The annotation marks the transcript as partial. The transcript has a single exon. Lineage: Eukaryota; Fungi; Ascomycota; Sordariomycetes; Sordariales; Lasiosphaeriaceae.